Mycotypha africana is the source of this 773-nucleotide messenger RNA. RefSeq lists its product as uncharacterized. The transcript has a single exon. NCBI's taxonomy places the organism in Eukaryota, Fungi, Mucoromycota, Mucoromycetes, Mucorales, Mycotyphaceae. The coding region runs from base 82 to 651 and encodes 189 amino acids. The record is from RefSeq and is a predicted model, not a curated record.
UAAAAUUUUGCUCAAUAAACCAUUGUAUUUACUUUUAUACAUUUCAAUACUUUUAUAAACCUUGCGAUUUAUCUAAAAAAAAUGUUUUUGAUUUUCAUGUCGACAACUAGAUUCUAUCAUUACCUCCCUUCUGGUGAUUUUGUUUGUGAUCAAUUAGAUACAGAAGAACCUGAAAAUCAGCCAAAAGAAGCAGAAGUGACUAUUAAUACGUUGUAUCGUUUGGAGAAUCUUUCGGAUAUUUCAAUCUCGUCAGAGAAAGAAGAAGAAUCUUUAGAUACAGUAAUGGCUAUAGAAGAAUUUGAAUUAGAUUUGGCUCGUCUACCUGCCAUGGUUUGGACACCAACAAAGUAUAAGCCAUCGCAGAUGGCUGAAUUCAUUUCUCUAAUCCAGAACCAUAACUUUAAAAUAUCUAAAGCUGCCGUAAAAGCUCAAAUUGAACCCAAAUCUGCCUAUAAGUACCAUAAAGAAUGGAGAGCAAAUGGAGGAACAGUAUUGCCUGGUUACAAACUAGCAUCUGAAGUUAAACUAAAAGGCAAUAACAUUAAGCUUACUGAAAACCACUCACAAUUCAUUGAUAAUUACGUCGAAAUCAUCCAGCCUGUAUUGUCAAAGAUGUUACCGACUGUCUUUGUGCUGCUUUUGAUGAUUUGACGAUUAAUGAAUCAAGUGUCUAUCGUCACAUAACUGAUAAACUUCAGUUUACACUCACUCGUACCCAAUCAAGGAUAGCAGAACGGAAUUCCGAAGAUACAAUUGAAAAACGUCGACAAUUU